UACGGUGAAAGGAGCAGCAGAGAAUAGCUAAAAAACAUCACUGCUCCCUAGCCUCCACCAAAAUGCCGGGUGUCAUCAAUAACGGAUCAUAUGAAAACGUUACGAGAGCAGAACUCGACGACUCAUCUAUCAAACUGUGGGCUAGUUACAUAAAAUCGAUCUCGUAUACAGAUUUGGACAAAGUUAUCAUCCCCAUCAUUAUGCCAAUCGUGGUCUCCAUCGGUGUCAUUGGUAACAUAAUGACAAUUAUCGUGAUAGCAAGCAAAAAGUGCAUGCACACACCUGUUAACGUGUACUUCGCAAAUUUGGCGAUAGCUGAUACGUUGCUCCUCAUAACGGCACCUGAUUUGAUAUGGAACUCUUAUCUUAAAAGUCCGUUAAGGGAUGUAACUGACAACGGUGAAAUGAUGAAUUGGGUUUGUCCGCUAAAUAAGUUUCUCUAUUUUACAGUAGAACAAGUGGCAUUCUUCACAAUAUUUUGGCUAUCCGUUGAACGUUAUAUGGCAAUCUGCAGACCUUUGAAGUUCCGACGAAGUGGAUUUGGGAAUUGUUUAAAGUCUUUAAAGAUCUGUGGCAUCAUCUGGUUUUUAUGUUUGUCUUGGAGUGCACCAUUGUUGGUCCUGUUUCGUAAAAAAACCAAAGAAGUUUCCUGGCCUCUCUUUGCUGUCGAUAUUUUGCCGAAUUUUGUUACAAUUUGUACAAGCAGGUCAGAAUACAUAGUAAUUCUGUGGUACGUAAAUCGAGCUAUCAUCGUGUUGAUGAUUGUGAUCAUAGUAGCUCUUUACACGGCGAUGUUGAUGUCAGUGCGGAAGUCGCGAAGUAUAGCAGGUAGUUCGGCCGGAACAAAUCCAAUAUCGAAAUCAGAAUUGAAAGUUUUCCUGACAGUAUUUGUAACUAUUACGGUUUACGUUGGUUGCUUGGCACCAUUUCAGAUAUAUGUUGUAUUAUUAGAUCAUAAAAUUACAGUCAACAAUUCACUAAUAAAUCUUUUCUUCCUCAUGGUUCAAAUAAAUUCCUCGGUAAAUCCUGUGAUAUAUAAUGCAAUGAAUUACAGGUUCAGACGAGCGUUUUAUGACGUAUACUGCAACAGAUGUAACAGAAAAAAGAACAUACCUAUCAAUGUACAAAUUUAGGAUUUUCAAACCAACUGAUUAUCAACCAACUGAUUUUCAACCAACUGAUUAUCACGAAUCUGAUAUUUACCAUUUCCGUUACGGAAAUUUUAUUUUAUCUUUUAACAGUUAUAUUUAUAAUACUGAAGUUCUAUGUUGGCCUACUUAGUGUGAUCAAAAUACCAACCAAAUGUUCACACUUGCUAAUAAAAAAUUCAACAAUAAGUAGCAGAAAACAGAAUUUAAAAGUUAGAUUUAGGAAAAGACAACACUUUUCUAUUUCGUUUUUAAAUAUUAGAGCAUUUUUGUAAACAAUGUUUGUUCAGACGACUCACUGUUGGCUCCGAAUGUAAAAAAAAAAGUAGUGCCGUCAAAUAAAAAGAGCAAACUAAUACAUUUCUUCUAUCGUCUAUAUUCUCCAUGGCAAGCAGAGGUGUGACGUCAUUUAAAAUAGAUACGCCUCAGUAACACCACUGUUCACGCAAAUUCUUUUUUCAUAUUCGUUUUCCAAAGUUAACGGUGAGCAAGCCUGUAUAUGUAAAUACAACAGUAGAAAUUAUAUGAAGAAAUUUAGAAUUGAAUAUAAAAUAAGCACAUCCUGUACAACAAAAUGCAAAUAAAGUAUAUUAUUUCAGAAUCGAUGAAAGUCUUCGAUGCGUGAAUGUACUGUCAUCAUAAUUGAGAAAGAAAUGGGGGGAAAAUUUAUUGUUUAAAGAGAUCGAAUGGACCAAUCCGCUAAGCACCACCCAGUUGAAUAUUGUUACUGAAGUGUACUAUAAUGUAAUGUGUGUUUGUGGGACGUGUUUAUCCAUGGCCAUGUUCUGAUUGGUCGGUUAAGUUUGUAUUUAGGCUUAUUGAGAUUUUUAAAUAUGUUGUAAGAUGUCUUAAAUAUAUUAAACUGUAUGUGUGGAAUAAUCGGGA
Anneissia japonica is the source of this 2033-nucleotide messenger RNA. Its product is annotated as somatostatin receptor type 5-like. NCBI's taxonomy places the organism in Eukaryota, Metazoa, Echinodermata, Crinoidea, Comatulida, Comatulidae. Gene Ontology annotation, biological process: G protein-coupled receptor signaling pathway. Bases 63 to 1133 code for a protein of 356 amino acids. Gene Ontology annotation, cellular component: plasma membrane. The transcript is spliced from 2 exons. The record is from RefSeq and is a predicted model, not a curated record. Gene Ontology annotation, molecular function: G protein-coupled receptor activity.